This is a messenger RNA of Uranotaenia lowii, 1981 nucleotides long. RefSeq lists its product as uncharacterized. The record is from RefSeq and is a predicted model, not a curated record. NCBI's taxonomy places the organism in Eukaryota, Metazoa, Arthropoda, Insecta, Diptera, Culicidae. The transcript is spliced from 3 exons. Bases 265 to 1047 code for a protein of 260 amino acids.
AUCAAUUGUAGAAAGCAGUAUCAGUACGGAUAGCAAUCGAUUAGCAGUGUGCAGAAGAAAACUAUCGCAGCUCGAGUUGGCGGUUUGUGGGAAGUGUUUGAUUUCGGUGAUUGUGUUAUAAGUAGUGGCCAAUCGAAGAAAAACUAACCAAUCAACAAAGACUGUUUAACGUGAACGCACUUUUUCGGUGAAAAGUCUCUUGCACAAGUGAGAAUUCUGUUCUAUCCAAGCUAGGAGAAACAAAAACCCCAGGAAAAACUCAAAAUGACGACAAAGCGGAGCACCGUGCUGGAAUACCUAUUGCUUGCCUCAUUCAUCACCUCCGCCCUGUGCGCCGGAAUCCGCGGCCAAACCCGGGUCGUCCCGCAGAAUCAACAGAGCUCCACUAGUUGGUUCGGCGGAGAGCUGAGUGUGCUGCAGAAGGUCUACGAUGAUUGCCAGGAUAAGCAAGAUUUCACCGGUUGCCUCAAGGGCAAGGCUCUGACCGCGAUCUCCCGUGCCAUCGACAUGGAAUCAGUCCAACUGACCGACGGAAUUUCGCUGAUCAAGCAGAAGAACGCCGAAAACGAGAGCAUCCCGCUGCUUUCGGAUGCCCGCGCUCUGAGCGGACUGAGCGAAGUCGACCGAUCGCUGCUCGCCAAGCUGAACAAGUUCUUCCAGACCCAUUCGCUGCGCGUUGAUAUGCAGCAGGAAGGAACCGGAGCCGCUCGUGGAAACAGCAAGAACAAGCACCACCGCUAUCUGAUCGCUGCCUUCCUGACUGCCAUGGGUAUUGCUGGUCCCAUCGGUUUGAAGGUUCUGGCUGCCGUCGCCGGAAAGGCUCUGGUCAUCUCCAAGGUCGCUCUCACCAUUGCCGGUAUCAUCGCGCUCAAGAAGAUCUUCGCCUCGGAUCGCCAUGAGGAAACGAGCUUCCAGGUGCACGCUGGACACGAUAACAGACGAACUGCUUACGUCUUGCGCAGCCCGGCCAAGGUGAACGCCAAUGUUGACCCUUACCGGUACUACUAUGACCAGCAACAACAGCAGCCACAGUACGGAACCAUCUAAAUUCCCAGUCCCAAACCCAACUCCCAGAAUCGAUCCUAACCAUCAAUUCUAAACACCUGCUAGAUCCAAGAAGAAACGGUCACGGUCCUAGCCCGUGAAAAUCCAUGCCAAGAAAGUCCUUGGAAUGAAGUUGACAUCUCUCGGUCCAUCCAGAAGGGACCGAGAGCAAAGCGAGAAACCUCCUGUAUAAAAUAAUAUUUAUUUUUAAUUUAUUACCAAUGCGUUAAAUUAUUGCUAGGUGCUAAAUAACUUUUGUUAAUCGCUAAGUGAGGCCACAUGACACACACUUUGAAACAUAAAUACAUACAUACAUACAAAGCAAACAAGAAAAACAGAGACACGAGACACAAUUUAUAGUAAGAACAAGAAACAGAAACGUCGAAUGAAGUAACAUGACCAAUCGAAGACGCGUGACACUUUUUCCAACGCGAUUUUGUGUAAAUUAUAAUUCAUUACCACCCCCUGCCGGAAGGUUGAAUCAAUCAAACUCAACGUUAAUACAGCUUAGAAUACCAAAAAUAGAAACCAAAACAAACAGAGAAAGACAUGACGAAAUCCCCCCGAUAGAGAAAAAAAUACAGUAAAACUCAACCCCCUCAAUUGGAAAAUGGAACAACCCCACCAACUCAAGAUAGAACCCCAGAAACAGGAGCAAAUUUACCCCCGAAAAAUAGCCAAUAAUAAAAAUUCUUAACAAGUGGAAACUACCUAAACCAAACCCCAAAACAAAUGGAUGGAUUUUUUUUUUGCAGUCCUCAAAACUAUAGAGAGGGACGAAAAUGGCGAAGUCGCGUGCGAGCGUGUGAUUUGUUAUGUUUGUUUGAAGUAAUUUAAUAAUUAUACGUAGAAUUAACGGAAAAAAUGCAAACACACUAAAGGGAAAAAGAGCGUGGAAGAGCAAAUAAAGCUGGAAAAAUUAUGGAAGCAAAAACGA